Messenger RNA from Meloidogyne enterolobii, 657 nucleotides. Lineage: Eukaryota; Metazoa; Nematoda; Chromadorea; Rhabditida; Meloidogynidae. The record is from the annotation of a GenBank genome assembly.
UUAAUUUUCCACCUUUUCUUUUAAAAUUCUUUAUUUUAUUACUAAACAAUCCCAAUUUUCUUUAUUUUUCUUUAAUUUCCCAAACACCACCUCACCUCGUUUUGCGCCCACCGGUAGAGAAAAGUAGUCAGAAAAUGUGAAGAAAAAAAUAAAGAGAUGCGGGACAACAAAAUUCAAUUUGCAUAAUCCGCCCAUUUUACGCCUCUUCCCUUUCUUUUUUUAUUCCUCUCACGCCACACUACUUAAUACUUAACCAAUUUUUUUGUGGACGAUGAUGGGUUAAAAAUGUGUUUGUUGUUGUUGAUGGUUUUGGGGAGGAAAAAAAGGGAAGGUAGGGGGGGGGGGAAUUUAGUGUGGAUUGAAAGGGAGGGGAAGAAGGAUUGCUGUGUUGGCAGCUGACCCUAACCCCCUUCUUCCUCUUCCCCUCUUCUCCUCAUCAAACCCCAUUUAUGGAUGGCGUCAGAAGGAGGUGAAGGAAUGCCGCUGCCUGUAGGAAAAAAAAAUAAAAUGGUAGUAUCAGUCAAUUUUGUGUCUUUUUUGGCCAUUUUCUGUCCCCUCUUAAACCUCUCUAAUAGUAAUCCUUUUAUUUUACCAAUCAAUGUUGUCUAUUCAAUUACUGGGAUCAAAAAAUUUUUAACUAAAAAUAGAGGAGAUUGA